AUGCUAGCUCUUUUGGCACGCUCUCGGUGGCGCUUCCGCGGGACAGAAAAUGCUUGUGCAGCCAGGCUUCAGCAGCGGUUUUUUGCAAGAGAGCCGGCAGAUGGCACUCAAGGCUUCAAGCGCUUCUACGAGCAAGUGCAGGAGUACAAGGCAGACGAAAGCAGACUGCGUGAUGGCUGGGCAUGGAUCGGCUUCGUGGAGCACAAGCUCGAGAAGACAAAGCUCCAAGGAACAAAGAUUCGAAGGAAGCUGCGGUAUCCGAAUGAUGCGGAGGGGCAGGCGAAAAAAGCCGAGCAGCAGAAGUAUUGGCAAGACGUCAAGGUUGCUCCUCUCCGGGCUGAGCAUGUUGAGGCUAUAGAGAUGCUGCGGGAGGCCCGAAAGUCUCUCAAAUCGGAGCAGGAGGAACGUGCAUCUGGAAGACAUGCGACGGCUUUGGAGGAUCGCUUGGCAGAGGCCUAUCGUGAGCACGAGCGUGCUGAGCAAAGGCAUGGUGACGUGACUUCGUUCUUCAAGGUUCAGCUGCGAGACUUGCAUGAAGAGCUCCAGACACGUGCAGAGGACCUGCGAGAGCGAGAUGCGGUUGUCCUUCGCAGAGACCAGGAGCUGGACGAAGUUAACGGCCAGCUAAAGGAUUUGCAGGGCCUUUUCGACGAAGUGAAUGGGCAGCUUCAGCACGAAUGUGGGCGCAUCGAGCGUCUGCAAGGUGCUGUCACGCAGUGUGCGAAGCAAGCCAAAGAACUGGACUCCUUGCAGAACAUGCUGGAGGAGUCCCAUCGCAUGCUUGCGCAGCUGCGUGAAACUCUCGAGAAGGAAAGAGCUGAGCGGAUGAGGGUAGCGUCACUUCUGGAGCAUGAGCAGCAAAGGACACAGCUGCUGCUGGACGUUCUGAAGCAUUUCAAGGAGAAGCUUCAGGGUCUCACUCCGCAGAUGCUGCUUAGUCGGCUCGGCGUCAGCGAUCCGAAGGCGUUGCUGUCAAGCCCAACGCUGAACAAGUUGAUCAGCGAAGCAUCAUCGGAUCUGGCACCUGUUCUCGGCCUGGAAAGCUCCGGCAUGGACGGGAAGUCCGUGAGAGCUCCACGUGGUUCCGUGUCGCCGUGGCGUCGGCGUCUCGAAGAGCUUCGCUUUCACAUGGCCAGCCAUGCACCCGACAUGAAGGGAGCCGAGGACUCGCCAAGAGUCUUGAAGAAGAACCGUCGCGACUGGCGGGUGUCAGGCGGAAUCGCCCUGGAUGAUGCUGCUGUGCGAAUGCCUUCCCAGAACUUACGGCUGCCUCGGGAAUUUCUGACACUUGCCUACGGCCAAGGAGUGAGUGAGCGAAAUGAGACCAUGAUGAUUCUUUUUUCCGCGCAUGUUCUGAUCCCCGCCUCGAUCACAGUUUUCGCGAGGGACAACGCCGGAAGCACCUCCAAGCAAGAGAGCGCAGUCGUACGGAUGGGCUUGGGCUUGAUGCCCGUGAGGAAAUCGAGCCGGGAUCUCGGAUCUAGGCAAAUAGACUUCGCCUACAUUUGCCCACCUGUGGACUCUCUUCGGCCGCGAAAUGUCGGUUUCUCUGCCAGGUCUUUGCCUCAGUGGCAGAUGGUCUCCAGGCCCUGGUUUCUCGAACCGGCAACAUCCUGCUCUCUUAUCGCAGAAACACUCGCGAAGAACUUUUUCGUCUGUGCUGCGUUGCUGAAGGUGCUCUACAAAGACAGGUUGCUCCCAGUGGAGAAGGACUUCAGCUUUCCGCACUUCUUCUCGCCUGAGUUGACGGAUGCCGAUUUCUCUGCACGACCUAUGGUUAUGCUCACCGGCCAGUACUCGACUGGCAAAAGCACUUUCAUCCGGCACCUGCUAGGGCGGGACUACCCCGGAUUGCGAAUCGGCCCAGAGCCAACGACUGACAAAUUCGUCGCUGUCUGCAAAGGCGAUAUGGAUCAGGUCAUUCCAGGGAAUGCCUUGGUUGUUGACAAAUCCAUGCCGUUCACGCAGCUGAGCCACUUCGGCAACAACUUUCUCACGCGUUUCGAAUGCGCGAAGCUUGACAGUCCUGUUCUGAACGGGAUGUCUCUCAUCGACACACCUGGGGUUCUCUCUGGCGAGAAGCAGCGGCUGAAGC
Symbiodinium sp. CCMP2456 is the source of this 2095-nucleotide messenger RNA. The record is from the annotation of a GenBank genome assembly. Lineage: Eukaryota; Dinophyceae; Suessiales; Symbiodiniaceae.